This is a messenger RNA of Gambusia affinis (western mosquitofish), 3331 nucleotides long. It is a transcript of the gene senp1, whose product is annotated as SUMO specific peptidase 1. The record is from RefSeq and is a predicted model, not a curated record. Gene Ontology annotation, molecular function: deSUMOylase activity. NCBI's taxonomy places the organism in Eukaryota, Metazoa, Chordata, Actinopteri, Cyprinodontiformes, Poeciliidae. The transcript has 19 exons. Gene Ontology annotation, biological process: protein desumoylation. Gene Ontology annotation, cellular component: nucleus. Bases 310 to 2490 code for a protein of 726 amino acids.
UCAAUUUUACAACCUCCAGUCAUCCAAUCAGAUUCGGCGACAGAGCUAUGUCAGCUUCAGCCAUGAUGUGGUUUUGAAUGAGGAAGAAGCGGGAGAUGUUGUACUUCAACUGGUUUAUUUACGUUUUAUAGGCAUAUUAAUUAUCUGUAAAUACUUUAAUCUGCAACUAAAAAUGAGAGCAAAUUUUCCGAACGCGAGAACAGCGACCUAUGCCGUUCCUCUGGGAAUUUAAACAGGACUCGAUAAAUUAGCCGUGUGGCUAACGACGCUAGCUAGACACGGCUAAAUCCGAGCUAAGAGGCUAACGUCAUGCUGAAUAAAAUCUACGAAUGGAUAGAAACGAGCUUUGCCAAUCUUCGCAACGGAGAACCGGCUGUGGAAAACUCUCCUGAACACCCGGCUCCGACAGAUGCUCCAGUCAGAAGAAAAAGACCAAUUGAUUGUUUGGAAGACGGCCACAGUAUCGAUCAAGAACACUUAAUAGUCAAGAAAACACGAAUGGGAGAUUUGAUUGAUUCAGUCCGGAGUGCUGCUGAAGGUGUUAAAAGUCAUAGUAGCAAUGUAGCUACAUGGAUGAAGAAAAAUGUAAACCCCACUUUUAGAAAUAUUCUGCCUACCUCUUCUGAUUCUCCUUCUGGGGAGCCUCAGCCCUCAACAUCAGCUGCAGUCUACCCAAGGAGACCGAUUGUUCACAGGAACUCGUUGGAGGAAACGUCUGCUGCUCCUUCAACCAUAUUGGAGUGGAAAACACCCAAAACAGAAUGGCUGCGUAAUGACAGAAUGAUUAUGGGAUCAAAGGCUUGUAGGCGACAAGUUUGUAUGAGUCCUGCACAUCGUGAGGUGCCAAAAACAAAUGGGCAUUCGGUCUGUGUGCGACCCGCCAUUCACACCAAGCUGCACCCCUCCCCAAGGUUAGGCAGGCCUUUGAACCUCCGGCCUCAUGGGACUUCAAGUUUGUCAGGUGGAGCGGGCACGACAAGCAGUUCCUGCAACAACAUGUAUGAGAAAACCUUUCCUAUUAAAGUGGUGCAAAGCCCGACUCACAGCACUUCAUCAAGCCGCUUAAACAAAGCUGGGUCCCACUGCACAGCUCUGGAGUCCAUCCGAGAGGAGGAGAAGGAGAUCUACAGACAGCUUCUCACUAUGGUUUCUGGUGGCCAGUCGACUGUCCUUCAUAACGGCAGUGCGCACACCUUUGUGAGAUCCCAUAGAGAUUUCACCAGCUUCCUCACCAGCCACACACGGCUGCAAAUGUCUUCUCCAGCUGGAUCAGCAGCUGAAGGGACGUCAGAAGGACCCAGUAGCCCACCCAGCCCCCGAGGGAUGUCAAGUCAGAGCUCCAGCAACCUCCCCAGCCCUGUGGGAGCCUCCAGGAAGUCAGGGAGUCAGAUUUGGCCAGCAGACGCAGACCUCGGCUCCAGUCAGACCUCUGCUCUUUUCUCCGCUCCUUCCCCUUCGACUCUGCAAGACAACACCUCUCAGGGGACAGAGUCAUCAGCUCAUGAUGGUGACUCUGUAAUUAUUGUAAAUGAGCAAAAAUGCAAAAAGCAAGAAAGCUCAAGCAUGCCAUUAUUCCAAGCUGAGCUGUGGAUCAAGGAACUGACUAGCAUGUAUGACUCUCGAGCGAGAGAAAGACGGAGACAAAUAGAAGAACAGGAAGCUUUGGCUGCCCAGCUUCUGCGACAGCGACUGUCUGACUUGGGAAAACGGAGCCCAGAUGUUGAAGUUCAUGUUCGCGUUCCUUUGGAGAAGGAAAUUCCUCUGACUUUUGUGAUAGAGAAACCAAAGUCUGUAGAGGAAAAACCAGAGUUUCCAGAACUGACAGAGGAAAUGGAAGCUGAGGUGCACAGGGUGAUGAUGAAGGGAGGAAAUCCUCAUGAAGUACUAAGUGAAGGUUUCGGUCUCAGCCUCACACGAAAAGACCUGCAAACCCUCAGCAACCUCAACUGGCUAAAUGAUGAGGUUAUCAACUUUUACAUGAACCUUUUGGUUGAGCGCAGCAAAGAACCAAACCGGCCGUCAGUUAAUACGUUCAACACAUUUUUCUACCCGAAGCUGCGGAGUAGUGGCUACUCUGCUGUCCGCCGCUGGACCAAAAAGAUGGACAUCUUUGCGAAAGACAUUCUGUUGGUUCCUGUCCAUCUGGGAAUGCACUGGUGCCUCUCGGUGGUGGAUUUCCGCAAAAAGUCUGUUAUCUACUUUGAUUCUAUGGGAGGAAGCAAUGAUCAAGCUUGCCAAAUAUUGUUUGACUACCUGCAACAGGAAAGUAGAGACAAAAAAGGCAAAGAACUUGAUACCUCAGGCUGGACUCUACACAGCAAGAAGUCCAGUGAGAUCCCACAGCAGAUGAAUGGCAGCGACUGUGGAAUGUUCACUUGCAAAUAUGCAGAUUACAUUACCAAAGACAAGCCAAUCACAUUCACACAGAAACACAUGCCAUACUUCAGAAGGAGAAUGGUUUGGGAAAUUAUGAACCACAAGUUGUUGUGAUGUAAUGAUUGCCGUUUAGACACUUAAAGUUUACUCAUGACGAAGGUUGAGCUCCAUUCCUCAUGAGGUUCAACUGAGACUUGCACACCAGCUCCACAGACCAGAAACCAGCUGUUUCACUCAAGACCCCCAUCCCUCCGCCCCCUGAGCUAAUGUUGGCUGACGGAUGUGGCUGGAGCACAAAUCACUGCCUCCCACUCUUCUUCUGUUCUUUUGGGUCUCGAUGCAGCAGCGGAGCAUCAUAAUAGCAGCUAAGACACUUUGUAUGUGGUUGUAAUGCCCGGUCAGAACUAUUUUUGCAUUGUUUGUAGUGAUGUGCUCUUAAGUGAAUCAUACUCUGAGGUUUUCUUCCUUCCUCAGAAUGUUACAUAAUCCGACCUCACCAUGAAAAUAUGUCCAUUCUACAAUUUGCAAAAUUAAUUUAUUUUUUUUUUUAAAGGGCUGCAAACUAAUCUAUGAUUAGUUACUUAGAAUAAAUACUGACACUUUUUUUUUUUUGUCAUCUGAUUGACAGUUGCAGGCUUGUGCGGUUUGGACAUUACUAAGAGUGGAUGGAAUUAAAAUGCAGAAAGGUCAAUGUGGCCUCAGAGUAUGAUUUAUAAUAGUCUUACUUUCAGUGAUCCAGGUGUAAUGGAGCAUUUACAAUCUAAAACAGCAGGGUAAUGAAACUUUGCCAUUUCCUUAUUCUUGAUAAAAUUGUAAAUUAAAAUCUAUUUUAUGUAUUUGAGUCUUCUUGUUAGGCAGCAGAAUUUUGAGUCAUUCAAUGGAUUUUGAAUUUUUGUACAUACUUGAACCAUAUACAGCCUACUAUGUAACAAUAAACAUUUUUAUGUAUUUCUUA